This is a messenger RNA of Cladophialophora immunda, 1194 nucleotides long. RefSeq lists its product as uncharacterized. The transcript has 2 exons. Gene Ontology annotation, molecular function: DNA binding; DNA-binding transcription factor activity, RNA polymerase II-specific; zinc ion binding. The record is from RefSeq and is a predicted model, not a curated record. Bases 1 to 1194 code for a protein of 397 amino acids. Lineage: Eukaryota; Fungi; Ascomycota; Eurotiomycetes; Chaetothyriales; Herpotrichiellaceae. Gene Ontology annotation, cellular component: nucleus. Gene Ontology annotation, biological process: regulation of DNA-templated transcription; DNA-templated transcription.
AUGGAAGCUAGCGAGGACGACGCCAGUCUCUCGCCUGAAUCCCCUCCGCUGGCAAGCGUACCACGUCACCAUCCUCGCGCUCUCCUAUCGUGCAGUUUCUGCCGCAAGAGGAAGCGGAAAUGCGACAAGUCUCUACCCGAUUGUUCCUUCUGCCGCAGACAGAGGAGGAGAUGCGUGUAUCCCCAGCGGAAAGUCUCCACGCCUGCAGCAGAGGAGGAGGAAGUGCCUCCGGCGGCCAAAACAGUCGUUGAAUCUCACCCGUCAGAGGCGGUGGUUGUUUACUUCCUGGACCACGACAUCUUCACAUGCGGAGAGAUGACGGUCGCAGAUGUCCACUCAGCUGUUCCGGAAAGCGUCUCAAGCCUCCUAGGAGAUACUGCAGCCCUCCAGAAGGACGCUGCAGAAUACUUUAGGACCGUCCACUGCUGGUGGUCUAUCAUAUCCAAGCAUUCGUUCUACAACCGCCUCAUGAACCCCCUGGUGCCAAGACAAGGAGAUGUCGUCUUGCUCUUGCUUUGUAUGAAACUAAUCACCUGGAGGCCGUCUGAGGAAGGAAAAGAUCCUCGGACGCCGUUGUACCUUGCUGCAAAACACUACGCAACCGAGCUCGAAGUGGUGGGAUCCUUCAGCAUCCGUGGGUUACAGGCAGCGGUGCUGAUCGCGGUCUACGAAUUCGCCCAUGGUAUCUAUCCAUCUGCGUUUCUUUCUGUCGCGUCCUGUGCAAGAUACGGGAGAGCUCUGAAUAUUCACCUGACCUUGACAGAGAGUUCCGGGAGCUGUGUUAACUGCUUCCAGUCAGAAGAGAAGAGACGGCUUUGGUGGGCAAUUCUCAUUCUCGAUCGCUUCGCAAACAUAAGCUGUCCCGGAAGACGCAAUUUUGAGACUGAUGAUCCAAGCCCAACCGACCUUCUACCCGCCGAUGAUGUAGCAUGGGAUGCAGGCAUGGUUACUCCGUACGAUAGGAUGACUAUCUCGUGUCCCGCAACGGAGCGAAUGGGGAGAUUUGCGAAACUGGCGCAGGCCACGCAUCUCCUAUGCCGAGUCCUCCAGCAUGUUGCUGAUCACUCUAUGGAUGCAGAAUUUCGUGAGAGCCAGGAGCGUCAGCUGGAGAAAGCUAUUCAGAUGUCGAUACGAAUGGUCAGCGGCGUCUUGAAGGGUCCUGCGGGUGCACACGCGCAGAUCUGUUACAGGUAA